AUGGAGACUGCGCUAGCAAAAACGCCGCAGAACAGGCAAGUUACCUUUCUUGCUAUACUGUUGCUUUUGUGGGAGGCUGACUCUGAGGCAGUUAGGUAUUCCAUGCCAGAAGAAACAGAAAGUGGCUCCAUUGUGGCCAACCUGGCAAAAGACCUGGGACUCGGGGUGGGGGGAUUGGCCACUCGGGGCGCGAGAAUCCAUCACAAAGAAAACAAACAGCUCUUGCAGCUUGAUGUAAAGACCGGUAAUUUGCUUCUAUACGAAAAACUAGACCGGGAGUUGCUGUGCGGGGCGACAGAACCCUGUGUACUGCAUUUCCAACUAUUACUGGAAAACCCGGUGCAGUUUGUCCAAAUUGAACUGCAGCUCAACGAUAUAAAUGACCAUUCCCCAGAGUUCCUAGAGAGUGAAAUGCUCCUUAAAAUCCCAGAGAGCGUUCAGCCAGGGACUGUGUUUCCUUUGAAAACAGCUCUGGACUCUGACAUAGGUAGCAACACUGUUCAGGACUACACAAUUCUCCCCAACUCCCAUUUUCACGUUCUGACGCAUAAUCGCGGAGAUGGCAGAAAAUACCCGGAGCUGGUGCUGGACAAAGCCCUGGAUCGGGAGGAACAGCCUGAACUCCGUUUAACCCUCACUGCCCUGGAUGGGGGGGCUCCGCCCAGGUCUGGGACCACCGCAGUCCGCAUUGAAGUCGUUGACAUCAAUGACAACGCCCCUGAGUUUUCACAGCCACUCUAUGAGGCAAAGGUCCUGGAGAGCAGCCCCCUUAAAUCUUUAGUUGUCGCUGUCUCUGCCCGAGAUUUAGAUGCAGGAACAUACGGGAAUGUAGCCUACUCUCUCUUCCAAGGAGAUGAAGUUACGCAACCAUUUGUAAUAGACGAAAUUACGGGAGAGAUUCGUCUGAAAAGGAUAUUGGAUUUCGAGGCAACUCGAUAUUAUAACGUGGAAAUAGUAGCCACAGAUGGCGGGGGCCUUUCAGGGAAAUGCACUGUAGCUGUGGAAGUGGUAGAUGUGAACGACAACGCCCCCAAACUGACCAUGUCUACCAUCACCAGCCCUACUCCAGAAAACGCCCCGGAAACUGUAGUUGCUGUUUUCAGUGUUUCAGAUCCAGACUCCGGGGACAACGGAAAGAUGAUUUGCUCCAUCCAGGACGACCUCCCAUUUCUCCUGAAACCCACAUUCAAGAAUUUUUACAUGCUAGUGACAGAGAGGCCACUGGAUAGAGAAAGCAGAGCCGAGUACAACAUCACUAUCACCGUCACAGACUUGGGGUCCCCAAGACUGAAAACAGAGCACAACAUAACCGUGCUGGUCUCUGACGUCAAUGACAACGCACCCACCUUCUCUCAAAGCUCCUACACCCUGUACAUCCGGGAGAACAACAGCCCCGCCCUGUACAUUGGCAGCGUCAGCGCCACAGACAGAGACUCAGGCACCAACGCCCAAGUCACCUACUCGCUACUGCCACCCCAGGACCCGCACCUACCCAUUGCCUCCUUGGUCUCCAUGAACGCGGACAACGGGCAUCUUUUCGCUCUGAGGUCGCUGGAUUACGAGGCCCUGCGAGCCUUCGAGUUCCGCAUGGGCGCGGUCGACUCAGGCUCCCCGGCGCUGAGCAGCGAGGCCCUGGUGCGGGUGGUGAUCUUGGACGAAAAUGACAACUCGCCCUUUGUGCUGUAUCCGCUGCAGAACGGCUCCGCGCCCUGCACCGAGCUGGUGCCCAGGGCGGCCGACGUGGGCUACCUGGUGACCAAGGUGGUGGCAGUGGACGGCGACUCCGGCCAGAACGCCUGGCUGUCCUACCAGCUGCUCAAGGCCACGGAGCCCGGGCUGUUCAGCGUGUGGGCGCACAAUGGCGAGGUGCGCACCGCCAGGCUGCUGAGCGAGCGCGACGCGACCAAGCACAGACUCGUCGUGCUGGUGAAGGACAAUGGUGAGCCGCCAAUGUCGGCCACCGUCACACUACACGUGCUCCUGGUGGACGGCUUCUCGCAGCCCUACCUCCCGCUCCUGGAGGUGGCCAAGGAAUUGACCCAGGCCGACUCGCUCACCGUCUACUUGGUCAUUGCUUUGGCCUCGGUCUCGACCCUCUUCCUGUUCUCGGUGCUCCUGUUCGUCGCGGUGAGACUGUGCAGGAGGAACAGGGCCGCCUCUGUUGGUCGCAAUCCAGUACCUGAGAGCUACUUUCCAGACCACUUGGUGGAUGUCACCAACACUGGGACACUCUCCCACAGCUAUCAGUAUGAGAUAUGUCUGACAGGAGACUCCGGGACCAAUGACUUCAAAUUCCUGAAGCCGAUUAUCCCCAAUCUCCCACCCCAGAGCACUAGCAAAGAAAUUGAUAAAAACACCACAUUCCGGAAUAGCUUUGGAUUCAAUUAG
This is a messenger RNA of Orycteropus afer afer, 2388 nucleotides long. RefSeq names its product protocadherin beta-5. NCBI's taxonomy places the organism in Eukaryota, Metazoa, Chordata, Mammalia, Tubulidentata, Orycteropodidae. Gene Ontology annotation, cellular component: plasma membrane. The transcript has a single exon. Bases 1 to 2388 code for a protein of 795 amino acids. Gene Ontology annotation, biological process: homophilic cell-cell adhesion. The record is from RefSeq and is a predicted model, not a curated record. Gene Ontology annotation, molecular function: calcium ion binding.